CCUGAGUGAAGCGUGUUGUCAUGUUUGAAGUGCAGGGAACGGGACAGGCGAGAACAUGGGCGACUCUCACGGACGCUGGUCCAAUCUCCUGGUCUGGACCCUGAUACACCUGGCCAGGUGUGCCCCCCAGCAGCAAUGUGUUGACCCGAACUAUAUAGACAUCAAUGCACAUGAGACGGGGAGGUAUUGUGAGGAAACGUUCAGCAGCAUGAACUGUAGUCUGGGGCAAAGAAAACCACAGGAUACAACCUUCCCCUGCCAGAUCAAGAGAGGGAAACUGAACGAGAGCGCUAUGGGCCCACUUACUCCAUGUCCAUACCUGGGUUGUGAGCCCGCACUGCUGCAAUCCCUGAAACUGACCAAGCAGACGAGGACGCUGGAGUCGGGCGAGCAGUACCGAUGGUCGGCCAUUGAGUUAACCUUCUCCCUACCGCCUCCCAUCGGAUCCCCAAAUGAUGGCUACGGUGCUGGAGCAAUAGAAGUAACGUUUAGCAGCGACAACAAAACCCUCUAUGACGACAUGGAGUUCGGGCAGAUAUACCGCGUGUUUGAUUUUAAUUCAUAUAGCCUCACAAGCGUCGACCAGGACACGACCAAUCCAAACAAUACAAGAAUCCUGCGUUUUCCCUGUUUUAUGGGUUUUUACUUCGUAAGGUGUCAAUCCGACAGUUACAAGGUCUACAGCCUUCGUCUAAAGACGUUCUCCAAAUGGCGGACUGAGACGAACUCAACUCCUUUCACGGAGAUUACUUACAACAUCACUGUGUACGGCUAUUACGUGUAUCACAACUCGAAAAACAAAUCCACUAUAGCGCUAACUCUGUUUCCUGGAAAUAGGGACGUGACGGUAGUUUUUGACCCGGCGACGGAUUCUAAAGUAUUUAGGAGCACCGUGUCCCUGAUAAAUGCUGAAUCUGAUGAACUUUACAAUCAUAAAGUAGUAUUUGGAGAGCCAAAGCCAGUCCUUUUCAAGAACACUCCCGACGGACUAUAUUACGUUUCAAUUGUGACAUGUGAGGGGAGUACAUGUAGUAGUUCCACAAAAUCGCACAACAUCACGGUUGGGAGUCCAAGACCAGAGCACCGUCCAGGCCUUGCAGAAUCGACGUCUGAUGAGGGUUUACCCUUCAUAAAAUGGUUCCUGCCGGUGAUGGGCGGGGCAGUCACUGCAAUAACACUGCUAGCUUUAUUAUGCCACCACCGCUGGAAGACACACACACGUCUUAGCAAAAAUGCAGAACUGUCUUCAUUUCCAAAGGUUCUUUUGAUAUAUUCGAACAACAAUCAAAUUAACUCGGAUCUAGCGAAAGAACUUGUCGCGUUUUGCAAUAGAAAUAUGCAGAUGAAGGUCAUCUACGAUCAACUAGAUGAUGAGAGGUAUUCAAUAAAUGACGAGGGUUAUUCACACUGGUACAGAGAAAAACUGGAAGAAUCAUCAGCAGCCAUUAUUUUGUGGACUCCCGGAUCUGAUGAAGAUAAUCAAGAUGGUGAAAGGACUUGCAACGAAUUUAACACUGGCGUUACAAUGGCAUUGAAUUCAAAAAUAGAUGACCAUAAAAAAUUAGUGUGCCUUUACCUUGUCAAAUCUCACAAACUAACAGUUCCUCCAGAUAUUCAAAAAGAGGCCCGAGUUUAUAAUUUUCCUGAAAAAUCAUCUCAAAUCUUCAAUUUUUUACUCGGGCAUACACGUUCUCGACCAAAAUACUUUGAUAAUAAUUCUAGAUUUAAAAAGCUAGUUUCAGAACUAGAAGAUGGUAACUUAAUUGAUGGAAAUAGAAAUCAGACAACCCCAGACGAAGUCCCAGAACUCAAAGGAAGACAAGAAACCAUUCCACUUAAAAAUAUAGACGAAGAAAUCUUGGAUUUAAAAAGGAAAGUUUUUUCUACAAAUCUCAGUAAUUCGAGUAAUAGUUCAGCAUCUAAUACAGAAGGCGUCCCUGUUAAUCCGGACUGCCCAAUACAUGGAGAAGUGUUGAAUAACAAGCAUCGACCACAUCCAAAACGUGGUAGACCUUACUUAAGAGACCACAAACAUCCACCCCGUGGUUUUGAUCUAGAAGAAAUAGAACCAUUGCAACCUUGCCACCAUCCACAGGAAUACAAUAAUGUCGUACAUCUUCCAGCUGGAGAUUUCUUUGAUUAUGACUUCACUCCUCAUUUUCCGGGAAAUCGUAUGCCGCAUCCUGUAAGAGAGCAUGUGUUUCAUGAUGAUUUUGAUUGUAUUUAUCAGGAAAACAGUGUACUUUAUGAGAGUGAUCUGGACUAUCAGCGUCGUGUUAAUGACAGGCAUGUCCACCAUAAUGCCCAUAAUGCAGGAUUUCAUCAACAUCUUGAGUGGAAUCGACCUCCUCAUCAUCCAAGUUACUGUCGCGAUAGUGAAAGGAAUACAAGAGACAGUGAACAUUCUUUUCCAAAUAUGAAUAAUGGUCGUGUCUUGCUAGGGGAAAAUUCUUUUGAUGAAAACUCACAGGAAAUGUCACUGACAAGCAAACAUCCGAAAUUCUAUUUAGAAGAAGAAGAAGCUAACGAUUCUUACAUUAGCUUUCACAGACGUAGAUCAAAUUCUGUUGACAGUUUAACUUCCAACAGCUCCAACAACUCAAAAUACAGCAAAAGAAGUGCGAGUAUUGAUAGCUUUGAACUGAAACAGUCAUUUCAAAAAUUUAUCUAAAGAACAGCAACGGCCGUCAAUUGAACGAUUCAAUUAAUCGAUAUGACCACUAUUCUUUAAAAGUUGUGCGUUGAAUGUACGGAAUCGUAAAAUAUGACCUACUUUUAUGUAUACUUGUUAAAAUUAACCUCUGCUAAAAUGCUUUUUGAUAUGAUACUAUAUUUAAUAACAAAUUUGUUUAUUUAUAAAUGUUAAUUUAAAUUUACCUGCCUUCAAUGUAACUGAUGUUUUAAAAAUUAAAUCUUAACUGAGAGUCA
Magallana angulata is the source of this 2928-nucleotide messenger RNA. RefSeq lists its product as uncharacterized. The coding region runs from base 56 to 2671 and encodes 871 amino acids. The record is from RefSeq and is a predicted model, not a curated record. Lineage: Eukaryota; Metazoa; Mollusca; Bivalvia; Ostreida; Ostreidae. The transcript is spliced from 9 exons.